AUGCCGUUAUCAUUUAGACAUGUCAACUUCUUUGGUUAUGGUAUCUACAAUGACCUUAAAACACGACUACCUUACUACAAAUCUGAUUUCAAAGAUGCUUGGAACUAUAGAGUUAUUCCAUCCACCCUAUCAAUAUUCUUUUCCAAUUUACUACCAGCUAUUGCUUUUGCCCAGGAUAUGUUUGACAAGACUGACAAUGCAUAUGGUGUUAAUGAAGUUUUAAUGUCUAGUGCCAUAGCGGGAGUUGUAUUUGGAUUGUUUUCAGGACAACCAUUGUGUAUCGUUGGUGUCACUGGACCAAUUUCGAUAUUCAGUUAUACAGUGUAUGAAUUAAUGACGCCGAGGGGUACACCUUAUUUCCCAUUCAUGUGUUGGGUAUAUCUUUGGUCAAUGGUUUUCCAUAUUUUCAUUGCGGUUGGGAAUUACAUUUCGUUCAUGCGGAUCAUCAGUUUAUAUUCAUGUGAUAUUUUUGGGUUUUUCAUAAACAUGGUUUAUAUUCAAAAAGGAAUACAAAUCUUGUCUAAUCAGUUUAAUGAUGUUGAUUUGGCUAGUGGGUAUGCAUCCAUUAUGGUUGCGUUAUGUAUGUUGAUCUGUGGUGUUGGAUCAGCAAUACUAGGUACUUAUUUACAUUACUUUAAACCUUGGGUAAGGAAAGUGUUUACUGAUUAUGGAGUUGUUGCUUCAGUGAUAUUCUUUACCGGAUUUAUACAUUUUGGUGGUAAAUUGGAUGAUACAACAUUUGCAAGAUUACCAGUGACGAAGUCUUUCCAACCUACAGAAUCAGGUGAUCGUCGUCCUCAUGGAUGGUUUAUACAUUUUUGGCCUGGGGAAAAUAUCGACGUUGGUGAUGUAUUCCUUGCUAUACCAUUUGCUAUAUUGUUAACUUUCUUGUUUUAUUUUGAUCACAAUGUUAGUUCAUUGAUGUGCCAAUCUAAAGAAUAUCCAUUAACUAAACCAGCGGGGUUCCAUUGGGAUUUUUUAUUGUUGGGUAUAACCACUGGUGUGGCUGGAAUUAUUGGUAUUCCACCACCAAACGGACUCAUUCCACAAGCUCCCCUACAUACUGAUUCAUUAGUAGUUUAUGAUAAAUAUGGCAAGAAGUUAUCAGUUGUGGAACAACGACUAACGAAUACAUUACAAGGAGCAAUGACUUUUGUAAUGAUGACACGACCGUUCUUAGUCUUGCUUGGGUUAGUUCCCCAGGCAGUCCUUUCAGGGUUGUUCUUCAUAAUGGCAGUAACUGGAUUACAUGGAAAUAUAGUAACUAAUCGAAUUCGUUACUUCUUUUUGGAUAAAGAGUAUAUUGAAACUGACCCAACUUGUCCUCAAGUAUGGAAGGAUAUCCAUGCAUUGCCUAACAAGAAAUGGUUUUAUGUGUAUACAAUAUUGGAAGUUAUUGGAGGUGUUGGAGAAUUUGUAAUUACAUUAACAAUUGCAGCUGUUGGAUUUCCUGGGGUUUUGCUUGCCCUUGCGUUUUGUGCUAAAUGGGUAUGGCCAUUAUUUAUACCGAGGGAAGAUCUAGAUCGUUUGGAUGGUGAUGUAGCUGAUGAGUUCAUCUUGAAGAAUUUCACAGUGGCAUCAGAGGAGAAAAAGAGAAGGAAGCGGAUAAGAAUGGAGGAUGAAGAGAACAAGUAUGAAGGUGAGACUGAAGUUGGUGAAUCGACUGAAGAUGUGGUAGCAAGCAGUGGAAGCUGA
This is a messenger RNA of Lodderomyces orthopsilosis Co 90-125, 1695 nucleotides long. RefSeq lists its product as uncharacterized. NCBI's taxonomy places the organism in Eukaryota, Fungi, Ascomycota, Pichiomycetes, Serinales, Debaryomycetaceae. The record is from RefSeq and is a predicted model, not a curated record. The transcript has a single exon. Gene Ontology annotation, cellular component: fungal-type vacuole; plasma membrane. Gene Ontology annotation, biological process: monoatomic anion transport; borate transport; monoatomic ion homeostasis. Bases 1 to 1695 code for a protein of 564 amino acids. Gene Ontology annotation, molecular function: borate efflux transmembrane transporter activity; solute:inorganic anion antiporter activity.